Messenger RNA from Xenia sp. Carnegie-2017, 789 nucleotides. RefSeq lists its product as uncharacterized. The record is from RefSeq and is a predicted model, not a curated record. The coding region runs from base 1 to 789 and encodes 262 amino acids. Lineage: Eukaryota; Metazoa; Cnidaria; Anthozoa; Malacalcyonacea; Xeniidae. The transcript is spliced from 2 exons.
AUGAAGAGAUAUUGUUACUUCUUCUAUUAUUACGCCGGCGGCGAAGACGACUUAGGGCCAAAAAGCGAAAGAUUUGGACGAAGAAGUGGAUUUUACGUCGUGAGUCUCAAGGGGCAUUCGCCAAUCUUAUUCACUCCUUGCAAAGAAGAAGAUUGGUUGAAAAUUGUUGGUGACUUUGAAAGCAAGUGGAACUACCCAUGCUGCAUAGGUGCCAUAGAUGGAAAACAUAUUAGUAUCCAGCAACCUACUGCAAGUGGAUCAGAGUUUUUUAAUUACAAACAUUACUUCAGUGUUAUUCUCUUGGCCCUUGUUGAUGCUAAUUACAAGUUCAUUUAUGUGGAUGUUGGAGCAGCAGGUCGUUCUGGGGAUGCUGGAGUAUUCAGAGAUUCUGCAUUGAAAAGGGCAUUAUCAUCCAACAUUUUAAAUCUUCCCUCUCCACAAAAUGUACAAGGGAUAGCAACAAAAAUACAUUGUCACAUUGUUGGCGAUGAUGAAACCUUGUCAACCAACCUGAUGAAACCUUAUCCUCAUCGUAACUUAGAAAAAGGACAGCGCAUUUUUAACUACAGAUUGUCAAGGGCACGCCGGGUAGUUGAAAAUGCUUUUGGCAUAUUUGCACAUAGAUGGCGAGUGUUUUUAACCACUAUCAAACUGACCCCAGACAAAAUAACCGAUAUUAUAUUAGCUGCCUGUUGCUUGCACAAUUACAUGAUCAACAAGAACAAAGCAACAUAUACCGUAGCAGUUGACCAAGAGAAUGCAGAUCACACAAUAUCACCUGGAACUUAG